Lingula anatina is the source of this 1268-nucleotide messenger RNA. Its product is annotated as short-chain dehydrogenase/reductase 3-like. The record is from RefSeq and is a predicted model, not a curated record. Gene Ontology annotation, molecular function: oxidoreductase activity, acting on the CH-OH group of donors, NAD or NADP as acceptor. NCBI's taxonomy places the organism in Eukaryota, Metazoa, Brachiopoda, Lingulata, Lingulida, Lingulidae. Gene Ontology annotation, cellular component: lipid droplet.
UUGACCCAGUUAAGUUGACCUAUUUAGAGCGCAAUGGUUGAUGAAGAGAAGCCGUCGUUUCCACGGCUUCUCUGGCUGAUAUUUUGCUCAGUAUGUUGCGCAUUCCGUGGCAGAAUCCUGGGCCAGGCAAGGAAGUCGAUAGCGGACGAUGUGGUCCUCAUAACAGGCGGAGGGAGAGGAAUAGGGAGGAAGAUUGCCCUGGAGAUUGCUAAGUAUCAGCCCAAACAGGUGAUCUUGUGGGCUCGCUCUCUGGAGUCAUUGGAAGUCACGGCAUCAGAAGUGACUGCUUUGGGAGUUCCUUGUGAUUUUAUGAUAUGUGAUGUCUCUGACUGUGAACAGGUUUAUCAAAGAGCCAGAGAGACACAGGAGAAAUAUGGACCAGUCACCAUUUUAGUGAACAAUGCUGGGAUAGUGAAGGGGGGUCAUGUGCUGGAGGCCCAGUUUGAGGAUAUAAAGAAAACUGUUCAGGUCAACACACUGGGAAAUUGUUGGACCAUGAAAGCAUUCCUGCCUGCAAUGAUCAGCACCAACCAUGGCCAUGUGGUGAACAUCAACUCUUGCCUGGGGUUCUCCACCAUCCCAAGGGGCGGGGAUUACUCCGCCUCCAAACAUGCCACUCUGGGAAUGAUGGAGGCACUGAGGGAGGAGCUACAUGAGAAGGGCGUGGCAGGUGUCCAUGUGACCACCAUACAUCCAUAUAUGGUCAAGAAUAGGAUGUUUGAGGGAUGUGAGACAAGGUUUCCUAAUUUGUUUCCUCCACUGGAAGAAGAUCAUGUUGCUAUGGAAACAGUGGAUGCCAUAUUGAAGAAUAAAGGAAUGAUCAUACUUCCUCUGUUGCAGUAUUUAACUUGGGUGGCUAGAAGUGUGCUUCCAGUGGAGACCAUGCUGCACGCGCUGAAGUUUUUGGGUGUUGACGUUGUGUUGACCAAGAUACCGCCACCUAGGCAACCAGUGCCUCCAAGACAGGCCCAACUAACAAAACAAGACCCGAAAUGAAAGUGAGACCCUCUCACAGGAAGUUUUCCCUCUCAAUUGCUGACUCCGAUGUGAUGAAGAAGACUGCAAAUCUGGACUUGGGGUGUCAUCUCCACACAUUCCACUAUAUGCACUUCUUAUUCUAUUUUCAAUUAUGUCAGAAACAAACAACCUAUUAUUAGAUAUACAAGUGCACGACAAUUGCCGCACAGUGAAUACUACUAGUACAGUAAAGCUGCUUAAUCCACAGUAAAUUGUGUAUUUUACAAUCACUUUGCAUGUUACCUCUGUAU